Messenger RNA from Drosophila elegans, 1636 nucleotides. RefSeq names its product proton-coupled amino acid transporter-like protein CG1139. Gene Ontology annotation, cellular component: vacuolar membrane. Gene Ontology annotation, molecular function: amino acid transmembrane transporter activity. The transcript has 9 exons. Lineage: Eukaryota; Metazoa; Arthropoda; Insecta; Diptera; Drosophilidae. Bases 251 to 1609 code for a protein of 452 amino acids. Gene Ontology annotation, biological process: amino acid transmembrane transport. The record is from RefSeq and is a predicted model, not a curated record.
AUUAUCGUACAAUUAUCUUUAUAAGAUUAUCAGCACGGUUUACGAACGAGAGGUGUUGAGCGGCUUCGACCGGGAUCCCAAAUUUAGUAUCCGUCCGUUCAGUUAGGCAUACGGUUCUACCUUCAAAACCUGGUUACGCCAGGAAUUCGCAAUCGCACAGAAAAAAUCUUGUUUAAUUGCGUGUGAUAAAAGAUUUAUAGACCCCGAGCACAAGUAGCUUUAUCAAAUACUCGUUCGCUACUUUAUCGCAAUGAACGACGAUAUAAAAACUGUGACGGUUUACCCAACAACAUUGGAAUUAACGACCCCAACAAAACCAGCGAAUGGCAGUAACGAUGAUUACGAUCCUCAUCAGCACCGCAAUGUUAAGAAUCCCACAACAAACUGGCAAACAUUUGCCCAUUUUCUCAAGGCUUCAGUGGGCACAGGAGUUUUGGCCAUGCCCAGUGCAUUUUCUCAUGCGGGAUAUGUAAAUGGAACCAUUCUCACACUGAUCAUCGGAUCACUGGCCCUGUAUUGUCUGCAUAUUUUGAUCAGUUGCAUGUACAAAUUGUGCAAACAACAAAGAGUUCCCUAUGUCAGCUUUUCACAGGCCAUGAAGUUGGGUCUAAAACAAGGUCCACCCUGGCUGCGUUGUUUAGCACCCAUUGCAAUACCCUUUGUAGAUGGUUUCCUGGCCUUCUAUCAUUUUGGCAUCUGCUGCGUCUAUGUGGUUUUCAUAGCUGAAAGCAUAAAGCAGCUGGUGAACGAGUGGACUGGGGUGGAAUGGGAUGUCCGUUUAUACAUGUGCAUAAUUAUAGUUCCACUCCUGCUGAUAUACAGCAUCAAGAAUUUAAAACUACUGGCGCCCUUUUCCAGUGCAGCAAAUCUUCUAUUACUCGUGGGUUUUGGUAUCAUUUUGUACUACUUAUUUGGGGAAUUACCUCCUUUAAGUGAACGAGAACCUUUUGUGGCCGUCACAAAGCUGCCAACAUUCUUUGGCACAGUACUUUUUGCAUUGGAAGCUGUGGGUGUUAUUUUAGCGAUUGAGGAAAAUAUGGCCACGCCCAGGGCCUUUGUGCGCCCCUGUGGAAUUAUGAACGGUGGAAUGUCCAUAGUGCUGGGCUUAUAUGUACUCCUUGGCUUCUUUGGUUACUGGAAAUAUGGCGAUGAGGCCUUGGGCAGCAUUACCCUAAAUAUUCCGCAGUCUGAUAUACCCGCUCAGGUGGUUAAAGUAUUCUUUGCCAUCACUACCUGGAUUUCGUAUGCCUUGCAGGGCUAUGUUACAGCCCAUAUUCUGUGGGAUAAAUACUUGUCCAAGCACUUUAAGGAAUCCAGGCAUACACUUUAUGAACUGAUCUUUAGAGCUCUUAUUGUGCUGCUGACUUUUGCCUGUGCAGUUGCCAUUCCGGAUCUAUCGGUCUUCCUUUCGCUGGUGGGAUCCUUUUGCCUGUCGAUCCUGGGGCUUAUAUUUCCGGCUUUACUCCAGAUCUGUGUGCAAUAUACCGAAGGCUAUGGACCAUUCCGUAUAAAAUUGAUCAUCAAUAUGCUGCUGUUGUGCUUUGGUAUUUUUGGCGGUGUUGUGGGUACUUAUGUUAGCAUUGUAGACAUCAUUGCGGUUUACAAAUAAAUUUCGAACUUUAAAUUGUUGAAUAAA